CUUGGUUUUAUUUUUAUUCUUUUUUAGGUAAAACAUUAGCGUCAUCAUGAUUCUGCAUCAGAUUCUGCGACUUUCUUCCGUUUUUCGCUCUGCUGUUUCCAUUCACUUGCGCAGAAACAUAGGGCUUUCUGCUAUUGUCUUUAACAAGGCAAAAGAGCUCGAUCCAGUUCAGAGGCUCUUCUUGGACAAGAUUAGAGAGUACAACACAAAGAGCAAGCAAGCUGGAGGGCCUGUUGAUGCAGGCCCCGAAUUUCAGAAAGACAUGAAUGAAUCCCUUGCUAGACUCCAACGGGCCUAUGGUGAGGGAGAUCUAACCAAGUUUCCAGAAUUUAAAUUUGAGGAGCCCAAGUUUGAGGAGACUCCAAAGUGAUUUCUGCAGGUCAUACACCGACACGGCAUCUAUGGAGUUGCUGAACAUGGCAUCAGUUGUAACUUAAUAAAUGCAGUGUUUCAGUUUGAUUUCAGAA
Molecule: messenger RNA, 467 nt
Organism: Apaloderma vittatum (bar-tailed trogon)
Lineage: Eukaryota; Metazoa; Chordata; Aves; Trogoniformes; Trogonidae
Gene: ATP5PF
Product: ATP synthase, H+ transporting, mitochondrial Fo complex, subunit F6
Exons: 3
Coding region: 47-370 (107 amino acids)
Biological process (GO): proton motive force-driven ATP synthesis
Molecular function (GO): proton transmembrane transporter activity
Source: RefSeq, a predicted model, not a curated record